Xiphophorus hellerii (green swordtail) is the source of this 6588-nucleotide messenger RNA. It is a transcript of the gene ecel1, whose product is annotated as endothelin converting enzyme-like 1. Lineage: Eukaryota; Metazoa; Chordata; Actinopteri; Cyprinodontiformes; Poeciliidae. The coding region runs from base 1552 to 3927 and encodes 791 amino acids. Gene Ontology annotation, biological process: protein processing. Gene Ontology annotation, molecular function: metalloendopeptidase activity. The record is from RefSeq and is a predicted model, not a curated record. Gene Ontology annotation, cellular component: plasma membrane. The transcript has 19 exons.
CUGUAAAGUGUGCAUUGUUGUUCAGUCCACAGAACAGAACACCUCUGUACACUUUGUAAAAAUAAUUUCUUCAAUUCUUCCCACAAAUCCUCAGUUGGAUUUAGGUCUGGACUUUGACUAGUCCAUUACUUGGUCCAUUCUACAAAUGAUUUUGUGCUCAUAUUUAGCUUGACCCAACCUCCCAUCACCUAUCACCUUCUUCUCUACAUCUAAUGAAGAAAAGCAUCCCAACAGCAUGAUGCUGCCACUAUGCAUAGUGUUUUGCAUGCCAAAAAGUUCUGUUUUGGUCUCAUCUCACCAGAAAACAUUUUUUCCAAAUGUUUACUAUGAUUUCCCAAUCUUCAAAACAUCUCCUAGAGCACUACCCAAUUCAUCAUCCAAAAUUGAAAAGCCAGUAUACCAUCAAUGGUGUCAAGCUAAACUUAUGGGUGAGCAAGUAUAGCAUUAGAGAAGCACCUAUGAAACAUCAUUGCUUUGUAGGAGCUGCAGAGAUCGACAAUUCAGGAUGGGAGAAUCUGCCAAUAGGACCAUUAUUAGUCAUGCAGGGGAAACAGAAAAUAUUUGGAAACACUUGUUCUGGUCAGAUGUGACUAAAAUUUAAUUUACUGGUUUACAACUAACAGUUAAUAUUACCCUGAACACAUCAUUCCCAUCAUAAAAAUAGUGGUGGUAGGAUUAUUAUGUGGGAAUGCUUUCCUUCAGCUGGGACAGAGGAAAUGGUUAGUUGAUGGGGAGAGGGGUGAUGCUGCUAAAUCAUGUAAAUAUCUUGGAAUAAGCCUUGAUAGAAGCUGCAAAACACUUUGCAGACAAGAGAGACUGGGGUGGAGGACAACAACCCUAAACAUAAAUCCAGAGCUAUAGAGGAAUGAAUAAUGAAGUUUUUAAGAUAACAAAUUAACAUUCAUGACCUGCAGAUCAGUAAAAGGAUUGAUUUUAUCCAGAGGCUUGAUGGUGGGCCAUCCUUUAUUUUCGUCAGGUUUGAAAACUGUAAUUGAAUUUUAGCAUUUCAUGUAGAAAAACUGGUGCGUUUGUGUUUGUAACUCCCUGAGGGGCAGUUUAUUUAAAUAUGCACGUGUGCACGCCUGCGUGCGUGCGUGCGUGUGAGUGUGUCUCACCUUGUUAAUGAAGCAUUCCCUCCCUCUCUCCCUCCUCCUCUGUCCUCAUACAUCGGAGGCUGUGCGCUGCAGCGGCCGCAGAAAGCGCCGCGGAUCCUGGUGUGUGCCGAUCUCCGGAGGGUCCCGGAUAAUCCAGCUGGACCCUCAGUGGACUGGAUCUCCCUGCUUACCCAUACUAAGCAGAAGUGGGGGUUUCACAUUCCGUACGGGGAUUUUUAAUUCACUCAGCGCAGGUGACCUGAAACUGAUUGCAAAGGAGGAGGACGGGAGAACAAAUGGAAGGAGAGCAGAGAGAAAGUGGAUAAGAAAGAGACCAGAAACAGGACCAGAAGGUUUCCUCCUGCAGCAGGGAAGUCUCUUUCAAUACAGGGCUUUGACUUAAAAAGCAGACAGUUGGCAUUACCAGAAUAAAAAAGUUACUACCAGAUUUGUUAUAAUGGAGAAGACAUACUCCCUAACUGCCCACUACGAUGAGUUCCAGGAAAUCAAAUAUGGUGGUCGCUACAGCAGUGACAUCCUCAGCAAUGGCAUGACCCUUCACCUGGGGGGCAGCCUGGACCGCCAUGUGGUCCGAGGAAGGGGCAACACCUGGUCAAACAGCCGAAACAAAGACCUGAGCGGCAACAGCAGCAGCGGGGGCCUGCCUCGCUGGAGCAGGAGGGAGAAUUGUCUCCUGUCUGCAUUGGUCUUUGCUGCAGGCAUGUGUCUCAUCCUGGGGAGCAUGCUGGCUCUCAAAUACAUUUCACUUGAUGACGCGGACUGCAGGCAGGACUGCCAACACAAACGCUCCCUUAUGCGGGCAACUCGCUUCGUUCAGGCCAAUAUUGACAUAACCAUACAACCUUGCCAGGACUUCUAUUCCUUUGCCUGUGGAGGCUGGCUGAGGCGCCAUGGUAUCCCCGAAGACAAGCUCAGCUAUGGCAUCAUCACAGCUAUUGGAGAGGAAAAUGAAGAGAAGCUACAGCAACUCCUUCUGGAGCCGGUUCAGAGACAUGGGCCAGACUCCGCAGAGCGGAAGGUCAAGGAGUUUUAUCGGUCCUGCAUCAACAUCAAGGACAUUGACAAACUGGGGUCAAAACCCAUGACAGAGGUGUUAGACAGCUGUGGAGGAUGGGACCUGGAGGGAGCACCUUCGGAGAAGGAGGACGCCCCCCAGAGGCCAGAUUUUAAUGAGCUGCUCUACAGGACGCAGGGGGUUUUUAGCACUGCUGUCUUCUUCUCCCUCACCGUCAAUGUGGACGAUAAAAACUCCUCCAGGAACGCUAUCAGGAUUGAUCAAGAGGGACUCACUCUGCCAGAGAGAAGCCUCUACCUCGGUCAGGAUGAGGACAGUGUGAAGAUCCUGGCAGCGUACAAAGCCCUGAUGGAGCGCCUGCUGAGCAUGCUGGGCGCUCACAAUGCCACACAGAAGUCCAAGGAGAUUAUAGAGCUGGAGACCCAACUGGCCAAUAUCACUGUGUCAGAGUACGAUGACCAAAGGAAAGACAUCAGCACAAUGUACAACCGAAUUACCCUUAGGCAGCUGCAGCGCAUCGCACCUAGCCUUCACUGGAAGCGAUUGUUGGACCGAAUUUUCCACGACAACUUCUCUGAAGACGAAGAGAUCGUGGUGCUCGCCACUGAUUACAUACAGAAAGUCUCUGACAUAAUCAAGAACACUUCAAAGAGGGUUCUGCAUAACUACAUGCUGUGGCGCAUUGUGGCCGCGCUAAGUGAGCACCUGUCCACCGCCUUCCGAAGCACCAUCCACGAGUUUUCUCGAGAGAUCGACGGUACCGAGCAGCAGCUGGAGCUGGGCCGGCUCUGCCUCACUCAAGCCAACAAGCACUUCGGCAUGGCUCUGGGGGCGCUGUUUGUCAAGAAGCACUUCUCUUUAGAGAGCAAAGUCAAGGUACAGAAGCUGGUGGAGGACAUAAAACAUGCCCUGGAUCUUCGGCUGCAGGAACUGGACUGGAUGGAUGAGGCCACCAAGGAGGCUGCCAGAGCAAAGCUGAAGCACAUGAUGGUGAUGACGGGAUACCCAGACUUCUUGCUCAAAGAUGAACUCAUUGAUCAGGAAUAUGGGUUUGAUGUGAGCAAGAAGACGUACUUCAAGAAUAUCCUCAACAGCAUUAAGUUCAACAUCAAACUGUCUGUCAGGAAAAUACAUGAAGAAGUGGACAAGACAGCGUGGCUUCUCCCCCCGCAGGCUCUUAAUGCCUACUACCUCCCUAACAAGAAUCAAAUGGUUUUUCCUGCUGGCAUCCUGCAGCCCACCCUCUACAAUCCUGAGUUUCCACAAUCUCUGAACUAUGGCGGAAUAGGAGCUAUCAUUGGCCAUGAGCUGACACACGGUUAUGAUGACUGGGGGGGCCAGUACGAUCGCUACGGCAACCUCAAACAGUGGUGGACUCAGGAGUCCUACAGAAAGUUCCAGAAAAAGGCUGAAUGCAUUGUCAAGCUCUACGAUAACUUCACUGUAUAUAACCAGAAGGUGAAUGGCCGCCUGACUUUAGGAGAGAACAUAGCUGACAUGGGAGGACUAAAAUUGUCGUACUAUGCAUAUCAAAAAUGGGUGAGGGAUAACGGUCCAGAGAGGCCCCUCCCUAAGCUAAAAUACACCCACGAACAGCUGCUCUUCAUAGCCUUUGCACAGAACUGGUGUAUGAAGAGAAGAUCUCAGUCCAUCUAUCUGCAGCUGCUCACUGACAAGCAUGCACCAGAGCACUGCAGGGUGCUUGGCAGCGUUUCCCAGUUUGAUGAGUUUGCCCGUGUUUUCAACUGUCCCAAGGGUUCUCCGAUGAACCCUGUGGAAAAGUGCUCUGUUUGGUGACCCAGUGACCCUCAAUUUUCAAGAUCCACACAAAACUCACCGUUUCUUCAGACACAUCACAUAUUCCCGUAGUUCACCAGGGAGGAAACAGUGUUCAGACCACUGCCUAUGGAUCCACAUCAUCAUCACCGUCAGUGACUGAAUACCACUGGUCAAACCAAGCAUGAGUCAUGUGACUGUAGCUUGUGUACAAAUAUCAUGUGAUUAUAAAUAUUUUUCUAUGUUUACAUUUAUUUUGAAAUCAUCUAUUUUUCUAUUUAGCAAAUAUCUCAUACAUUAUGUUUAGGAUUCAUAGAGUUUUGUUUCAGGUUAGGCAUUAUGUUUUCUUGUUUGUUUUUUGUAUGAAAAAGGCUUAUUUCAUAUGUAAUGAAAAAACAGUCAACUUCGAGUAAAUAUGGAUUUGUAGCAUCUUAGUGCCAGCCAAACAUUCAGGAAGUAUCCAUCUGCAGACGCCACUCUCAGGCUCACUACCAUUUCCAGUUCAUAAAUUGUUUGCUCUCAUGCCAGGAAAUUAAACCUCAUAGUAACCUUGCUGUGGCUAAAUUCCUAUUUUUAUUAUCCUCCAGAGAAAACACGUUUACAUACACUAUGAAAAGAUGCGUAUGCGUUUUGUUUGUUUUUUUCUCACUGUAUGAUGUUAAAGCUAACUGAACUUUUUCUGCUUUAAAUCAGUUAGGAUUAACAAACUUAUUUCAAUUCACUACAUGGAAGAUAUUAAAGAAUUUGAAGAAAUAUAGAUGAUGUCAUCCGAGUUAAAUGGAGGCAUACGUAUAAACAUACUGUUCAGGAAGGAGACAGGUUCUGUGUCCAAAAGAUGAGCGUAGUUUGGUGUAAAAUAUUUUAAAAAACCAGAAAAAAAGCAAACCUUGUAAAGAUGCUGACUGAAGCUUGUAGGAGAGUCAUUAUCUGCUGUGAAAUGAGUCCUGUACCAGAAUGGGGAGAAAGGCCCUUUAGAGAGGAAGAAUCCUCUCCAGAAGCAACUCAAAAAAAAAUAUUACAGUUUGCAAAUGCACAGAGGGACAAAGAUCUUAGUGUUUGGAGACAUGUCCUGUGACCAGUGAAACCAUCCCAACUGUGUACUACAGAGGUGGCACCAUCAUGUUGUGUGUAUUAUGAGACAAAGGCACUUCACACAAUAGAUGGCAUUUUGUAGAAAGAACAUCAUGAGUAAAAUCAAACAACAUCUCAAAACCUCAGUCUGAAAGUUAAAAUUUGGUAGCAAAUGAGUCUUUCAAAUUUACACUAUACUGACAAUUAGUUACAAAGUAAGUUAAGAACAUUAAAGUUAAAAUUUUGGAGUGGCUAGUAGAAAUCCCUGAUUUCAGUGGAUUUGCAGACAGUUUAAAAAAAAAGUGUGUGGGUAAAUAAUAAGAUAUAAUAUAAUAUAAUUGGCUAAAAUUCCCAAAGUCCAAAAACAUGACUGUUAGGUCAAUUGGUCUCUAUAAAAUUCUCCCGAGGUGUGAGUGUGUGUGUGCAUUAUUAUUUUGUCCUGUCUGUCUCUGUGUUGCCCUGCAACAGAGUCUGUCGCAGGGCAACCUGUCCAGGGUGUACCCCGCCUCUCGCCUGGAACAUUAGCUGGAGAUAGGCACCAGCACCCCUCCUCACCCAACUAGGGACAAGGGUGUACAGAAAAUGGAUGGAUGGCUAAAAUUCCACCAAACUAUUGAGUCUCAUGGAAAGAAACCCUAAAACAGUUUAAAGGCAAUUCCACCAGAUACUAAACAAAUUCAUGCUAACCUCUUAUUUUAAAGUUUUAAUAAAAAGUAUUAUAGUAUUUAGCAAACAGAAAUAAUAAUAAUUCUGGUAACCGUAACUGAUCUAAACAGAAAAGGGUUAGUCUAAUUUAAUAACAGUAAGAAAAAAAAGAUGUUCUUUUUUACAUUUGUAUGUGAAUGUGUUUCUAUUCAUGAACUAAAGAACUUUGAACGGAUUUAUCCUUUCCAACACAACAAAAGAAAAUGACAUAAUGCGGAUUGUAAGGCCCUGGAGUCGGGAACCUACAGUUAUUAGAAAACAUUGGUGUUUUCUCGCUCCGGGAUUGGAAUUUAAUAUGUGUUGCAGCGCUGCCCUCUUGUGGCCACGGAGAGCAAUGGUCAGUGUUCAGCUCGUCUCGACUGUUGUAAUUAAUGUUUGCCUGCAUUGGUCUUUCGUUACUGUGAGUGUUUGUAAGAUUUUUUUUUUUUUUUUUGAAAAAACAAACAAAAACCUGUUGACUCAUGCUGAGUACUUUUCUCAGGAUUUGUAGCAACACGCAGCACCAAAGAGAGAAAUCGUCUCUUCAGUCCAUGCUGCCAAAACAGAAGAAUUAUUGGCGGUCACAUGUUACAUGUAACUCAUCACAAAACCCAACUCCCUGUACAAUAAAGUCCAACUGUAAUUAUAAAGAAUCAUACAUUUGUACACAGUGUUACUUUUCUAUGAAGAAUUUGUUAAUUUCAAAACAGAAGAAUGAUUAGAUUCUUUGUACAGUGAAGAAGUAUAUCAGAUGUAAUGGUUGUUGAAGUGAGUGCAUGUUUCCAUCCAGAGCAGCGUUAAAUCCUGAUCGAUUAACAUGGAGGAUCACACAUGUGCUUCAGUGUACAGCUGCUAACAAACAUGUGGCUGCUCUCUUUUCCUCUCUGUUGGUCGCUGUUUAAUGUUCUAAUAAAAACAAAGGCUCAC